AUGCAUACUAAUUCUAACUCAAAAAUAUCCAUUUUGAAUUCUUAUAGGUAUAUAUAUAGUGGAAUAAUAGAAUUGGAUCAACUCGAUGGUGCCGAUUUAUUACGAUUAAUGCUAGCCAGUGAUGAAUUACAACUUCCAAUUUUAAUCACUCAUGCUCAGGAUCAUUUAAUCAAAACCCAAUCUGAAUGGAUAAAUCAAACUUUAGUACCAAUUCUUCAUAUAGUAUGUCAUCAUGGUACUUUUGGAAAACUUCUUCGUAAACCAUUUAGAAAAUUACUUCCUUCUUUAAUUGAAGAACAAAUUCUUCAAUUUUAUUUGGAUCCUGAAAGUAGAGUUCAUAAUGUUUUUUUACCUAGGAAUAUUACUUCCGGUCCAAUCGAUUCCGUUCUCAUUGAUGGUCGUCAUGCUACUUUAAUAUCAAAUUGGAUCGAUAGAAAAGAUACAAAAUUAAACCUUAAAAGAAAAAAUCCUUAUAAAUUUAACCUUUUGGUUAGAGCUAGUAAAGAUGGUUUUGGUGUCGAUGUUUUUCACAAUCGAUGUGAUUCUGUAGCACGUACUUUGGUAUUGGCCAAAGUUAAAGGAACUAAUCAAAUUGUUGGUGGAUAUAAUCCAAUUAAAUGGAACUUUUCGGAAAAUUCUCAUGGUACAUCUGUUGGUCCUCAUAAAUCUUUCAAAAAGUUUGGCUCAACUUCGGAUUCGUUUAUAUUUUCAUUUAAUGAUACUCUUAACCCGACAAUGGCAACUUUGUCAAGAUUACAUGAAUCAUUGGAUGAUGAGGCUGUUUAUUUUUCUCAUAGUUAUGGCCCGUGUUUUGGUCAAAACGAUUUACAUAUGGUAGAUCAGAGUUGGAAUUGUAGAAAGACUAGUUACAAUCAUGAAAUAUUACCGGGUAGGUCAAAUUUUAUUGCUGAUGAUUAUGAGGUAUUUCAGAUUGUAGAAAAUGAUGGAUUGAAAGAGAAAAAAACUGAGGUACUAGAGGAAC
This is a messenger RNA of Racocetra fulgida, 982 nucleotides long. The record is from the annotation of a GenBank genome assembly. NCBI's taxonomy places the organism in Eukaryota, Fungi, Glomeromycota, Glomeromycetes, Diversisporales, Gigasporaceae.